Messenger RNA from Cygnus atratus (black swan), 7862 nucleotides. It is a transcript of the gene EPS15L1, whose product is annotated as epidermal growth factor receptor pathway substrate 15 like 1. Gene Ontology annotation, molecular function: calcium ion binding; cadherin binding. Gene Ontology annotation, cellular component: clathrin coat of coated pit; plasma membrane; cytoplasm. The transcript is spliced from 25 exons. Bases 59 to 2857 code for a protein of 932 amino acids. Gene Ontology annotation, biological process: endosomal transport; endocytosis. Lineage: Eukaryota; Metazoa; Chordata; Aves; Anseriformes; Anatidae. The record is from RefSeq and is a predicted model, not a curated record.
CCCGCCUUCCCCCGCCUUUUCCCCCGCCCCGGCCGCUGCCCGAAUCAGCGGGAGGAAGAUGGCGGCGCUCAUCCCCCUCAGCCAGCAGUUUUCAACUGGAAAUCCAUUAUAUGAAACUUAUUACAAACAGGUAGAUCCAGCAUAUACGGGGAGAGUUGGGGCAAGUGAAGCGGCAUUGUUUCUUAAAAAGUCUGGUCUCUCCGAUAUUAUCCUUGGGAAAAUAUGGGAUUUGGCUGACCCAGAAGGGAAAGGGUACUUGGAUAAACAGGGUUUCUAUGUCGCAUUGCGCCUUGUAGCAUGUGCACAGAAUGGCCAUGAUGUUAACCUGAGCAAUCUGAACUUGACUGUGCCACCUCCUAAAUUUCAUGACACUAGCAGUCCCUUGCUGAUCACGCCACCUUCAACAGAGACUCACUGGGCUGUUAGGGUGGAAGAAAAAGCAAAGUUUGAUGGUAUUUUUGAAAGCCUUUUGCCAGUAAAUGGUUUACUUUCAGGAGACAAAGUAAAACCAGUACUGAUGAAUUCAAAGCUACCUCUUGAUAUCCUGGGAAGGGUCUGGGAUCUCAGUGAUAUUGAUAAAGAUGGUCACCUGGACAAAGAUGAAUUUGCUGUGGCAAUGCAUUUGGUUUAUAGAGCUCUUGAGAAAGAGCCAGUUCCUUCACUGUUACCCCCUUCUCUCAUACCGCCUUCUAAAAGAAAGAAGACGCCCGUCUUUCCUGGUGCAGUUCCUGUUCUCCCUGCAAGUCCUCCACCAAAAGAUAGCCUGCGUUCCACUCCAUCUCACGGUAGUGUAAACAGCCUGAACAGCACAGGGAGUUUGUCUCCCAAGCACGGCAUCAAACAAGCACAGCCAUCUGUGAAUUGGGUAGUACCGAUGUCUGAGAAAGUGCGAUAUGAUGACAUUUUCUUAAAAACAGACACAGACAUGGAUGGUUUUGUGAGUGGCCAAGAAGUAAAGGACAUCUUUAUGCAUUCAGGUCUAUCUCAGACUCUCCUAGCACAUAUAUGGGCUUUGGCAGAUACAAGACAGAUAGGAAAGCUAAGCAAAGAUCAGUUUGCACUAGCAAUGUAUCUCAUUCAACAGAAGGUCAGUAAAGGGAUUGAUCCUCCACAAGUGUUGUCCCCAGAUAUGAUCCCUCCCACAGAGAGGAACACGCCUAUACAGACUCUGUCAGGUUACUUGACCCCUGUAGGAACUGAGAUCUCAGCACUAACAGAAAUGCGCCGUGAUAGUUCAAGUUCUGUUGGAUCAGGAGAAUUUACAGGGGUGAAGGAGCUGGAUGAUAUUAGUCAAGAAAUUGCACAGCUGCAGAGAGAAAAAUAUUCUCUAGAGCAGGACAUUAGGGAAAAGGAAGAAUCAAUCAGACAGAAAACCAAUGAAGUUCAGGAACUGCAAAACGAUUUAGAUAGGGAGACAAGUAACUUGCAAGAGCUGGAGGCUCAAAAACAAGAUGCCCAAGACCGCCUGGAUGAAAUGGACCAGCAGAAAGCCAAACUGAAAGAUAUGCUGAAUGAUGUAAGGCAGAAAUGCCAGGAAGAAACACAGGUGAUUUCAUCACUGAAAAUGCAGAUUCAGUCUCAGGAAUCAGACUUAAAAUCACAGGAGGAUGAUCUUAAUAGAGCAAAAGCAGAGCUGAAUCGCCUCCAGCAAGAAGAGACUCAGCUAGAACAGAGUAUCCAGGCUGGAAAAGUACAGCUUGAAACAAUAAUCAAAUCUUUAAAAUCAACACAGGAAGAAAUAAACCAGGCAAGAAGUAAACUUUCUCAGCUUCAAGAAAGUCAUCAAGAAGUCAAUAAGAGUAUAGAAGAAUAUAAUGAAGCUCUCAAUGGGAUUCAUGGUGGUAGCCUGACAAAUUUAGCAGACAUAAGUGAAGGCCUUGGGCAGACAGAAAGAAGCAAUUAUGGAGCUAUGGAUGAUCCAUUUAAGAAUAAAGCCUUGAUGUUUACAAAUAACACACAAGAAUUGCAUACAGACCCAUUCCAGUCAGAAGAUCCUUUCAAAUCUGAUCCAUUUAAGGGAGCAGACCCUUUCAAAGGCAGUGACCCAUUCCAGCAUGAUCCCUUUGCAGAACAACCACCUGCUCCAGCAGAUCCAUUUGGAGGCGAUCCAUUUAAGGAAAGUGACCCAUUUCGUAGUUCUGCCCCUGAGGAUUUCUUCAAGAAACAGGUGAAGAGCGACCCAUUUACAUCAGAUCCAUUCACAAAACCCUCCACUUUACCCUCGAAGUCUGACCCUUUUGAAAGCAGUGAUCCUUUUACAUCUUCCAGUGUCUCUUCAAAAGGUCCAGAUCCAUUUGGAACAUUGGAUCCAUUUGGAAGUGGCGCUUUCAGUAGUGGGGAGGGAUUUGCAGACUUCAGUCAGAUGUCAAAGUCAGUAGCUUCAGACCCGUUCACCUCCUCUUUUGGAGGGAUGGGAUUCUCAGAUGACCCUUUCAAAAGCAAAUCAGACACACCAGCAUUACCACCGAAGAAAAAUGUCCCUCCACGGCCCAAGCCACCCAGUGGUAAAAGUACUCCUGUAAGCCACCUUGGGUCUUCAGAUUUUCCCAAGCCCCAUGAUCCAUUCCAGCCGUUUGGGGCUGACAGCAGUGACCCGUUUCAGAGUAAAAAGGGGUUUGGGGACCCAUUUAGUGGAAAAGAUCCAUUUGCUCCCUCCUCUUCAAGUAAAACUUCUAAAGACUCUUCCUUGGGGUUUGCAGACUUCAGCUCUUUUGGAAAUGAAGAACAGCAGCUGGCUUGGGCAAAGCGUGAGAGUGAAAAAGCAGAGCAAGAAAGACUAGCUCGAUUGCGGAGACAAGAACAAGAAGACCUUGAGUUGGCUAUUGCGCUCAGUAAGGCUGAUAUGCCAAACUCCUAGAGGUUGUUUGGCUCCACCCUGUCCGAAUGAAUCCUUUAAACGUGGCUUUUAUAAAAUACUAAAUUCUUGGUUUCUGUUGUGAAAAUUAUUCUAGUCACCUUCAACUCUAAACAAGGCUGUCUGGUUCAAUCCACCUGGGCUCUGUGUGGCUUUUCAAAUGCGCAAUAUGCAAGAAACACUGUAUAAGCUGUAUUAUAUGUUCUAGAUAAAAUUUACUGCUCGUAAGAAAUUUAACACAUGAUCCUAAGAUACCGAAAGCAAAGUUUCUUUAUCUUGAAGACAACGUUGCAUAUAGAAACCCGCAACUUGUGAAUCUGGCUUUUUAUUACCUGACUUCCAUUGUUUUUUGAGGCUGCAGUAUGAAUUUCAAAGAAGAUGUUAUAAAAAGAUAUUUAUAGAAUUAGCUUUCACUUGUUACAUUUAUUUAAUUAUUCAUAGUAGGCUAAUGGGUAUGUUAUCUACAUCAGUCUUCAGUAUAAAUUCAUUAUUAGAUAUUCCAUUUUUACCCAGGAUAUAUGGCUUUUAUGAAAGAAUCUGGCAAUUUAUAUAUGAUGAAUACAAACAUAGUGAAGUGUAUAAAAUAUUGCAAAUUUGAAACCUGUAUGAAUGAGUAGUUUUCCUUAUUUAAACACUUAUUUGCAUUGGCUUUUAAUUGUAGGUGAUGUAGAAGAGGGAGUUAAUUCAGUUGUAGUAAAUUGGACAAAUAUGAUGGUUUGGCAAUUAAAUAACUAGGUAAAAUUUUGCUUUAUCUCAUAAGCAAAUGUGGUUACGAGGUUAUGGUAAAAGUUUGAGUGCUUCUUUCAUGUAAAAUCAAGCAACUGAAAACUUAGUAAGGUUGAGCUGAGUUCUCCCCUACAAGUCGUUUUACUCUCUUUUGUUCUGUCUGCCAGAACAAAGAUCAUAUUUUUUGUGUUGUCCAACUGACAGUGUGAGACAGUCUCUACCUCUAUUUCUUUAUUUCCAUCUAUCUUAUAAUAUGGGGUUGCGGAUAAAGCAUUCUUUAGCUGAAAUAAGGCCAAAUUCAAACAGAUUUUAUUUGCAAAAUACAUGUUCAUGCAUAAAUUAUAGAACUGGAUUGGCUUUUGAAUAUGUCUUGCAGUAGUAAGUCUAAGUAGGAGCAAAUUUUAUAUACACUUGCAGAACUCAAAACUUCUGCCUGGUAAGGAUAACACAACGUGUUUUACAUGUCAUAUAGAAAGCCCUUCUGAUAGAUCUGUGAAUUAUUUACUUACUAAAAUGCCUUUUCUGGUAAUUACAGGAAUUCUAAGACUUCAGUUGUUUUUGCCUUGCACUUUUACGUCUAAAUAGUGUAGGCAUCUAGCACAAUUUUUUUUUAAAUGUCCUUUACGUGCAUCUGCUUUCCUAUCCUUGGUUCUGUAGGAAUACAAACUGGGUACUUAACAUUCUUUGUUUUUACACAUGCAGCCAUUAUCUUGUAACAUUUUCUCUAUUUUCUGGAAAAUGUGCUAUUCCUUUGUCAUCUUUAAUGCAUUUACAUUUUUUAUGCCCUUGCUUCCUUAAUUUUAUUUUUCAAAAUACAAUGAUAGUGCCUGUUCAUUCAAUGAAAGCAAUCUUUCCCCAUGCUAUUGUAAUUGCCUUAUUCUGGAUGCUUUCCUUGCACAGAGAUAACAAUCAAAUUGGAUUAUUUUAAUCUUAUUAGUAGUUUUCAAUUCUGAAACGUCGCUAAAACAUAGCACUGGUUGUCUCAGGAUUUUGUGACUAGCUAUAUGGGUGAGUGCAUGUCUGUGUGUGCGUGCACACACGUGUAAAUCUAUUCAUUUACACAUGCAGCAAUAUGUAAGAGAAAACCAAAAACCCCUAUCUCAUAAUGCAGUGUUAGGAGUCACAAUGCCCUGUUUUCUGUGUGUCUCCUGUGCUACUGGUACUACAAAUAAUGUGAAUCUUUAAUUUGCCUCAGAAGGGGAGAAGAUGCAUUCUAGUAUCAAAACAACCAUUUGAUGAUUUUUAGUACUUUUUUUUUUUUAGUGAAUGCAGUAGGAUUUCUAAUUUAACAGAACCCAAUUUGCUUCCUAAUGCUUCCCAUUGAAAUAACUUUUCUCUAAAGUAUGUCAGCUUAAAUGAUCAAACGUAUUAAAACAUUAAUGCAUUCUCUUUUCUGUUGGUUUACAAGACUCAAAGUCUGAAAACAAACAUGGUCUGUCUAUAGCUAACAUGAGAUGAAACUUGCUGUGAAAGAGCAAUUUUCAUAAUUGAAUGACUGCAGUGCAGGAUUCUCAGUGACAGUGAAGUUAAACAAAUUGUAUUCAUGGGUAAGAUUCUCCUUUUCAUUUUCACUGGGGCAAGAGUCUUUGUAGUGUCUCUUCUGCUAGAAUAAAACACCAUUUAUAUGUAGUGCCAUUUUAGAAAGGAAAACCACUUUUGGACUACUACUUGGAUGAUGUCACUCCAGUGGGACAGGGUGGAUGAGUUAAAUAGCUUGAUUCAUUUUCUGUGUUAUGUACCAUAACAAGACUUUCUGCUGCUUUGUCAGUGCUGAAAAAUAUUGUAAUUUAUAAUGCUUCUCAGGCAAUGAGUCGGUGUUUUCAAGAUGUUGAGCAGGAAGCCAGAAAUGUGAAUUAAUCUAGCAUUCCACAUAGUGUUAGAACUGAUUAUUUUCAUGUUUCCUUAUGGACUCAUUCUCCUUAUUUGCUUGGACAAUAACAGAAGAUCAAGCAAAUGUCCUCUAUGCACAGUGUAUAAGAUCUAGUGACCUUAGGUUUACUGAAACACUUUUGAUUCAACAUUUUAGGCGCUGUGGUAGAGGAAAACUUAGCUGUGAUUUCUCUCUGUUGUAUUUAAUACAGUUUUCCUUCUUUGUAAAAAGGAAGAUUGCCCACAUUCUUCCCUUAUGCUUGUAACUUAGUGUUUUGUAUAAUAACUGCUCUUGUUCUAAGACAAAAUUUAUUGCAAGAUGCUGAUCUUAUUCUUCCUCCAGAACAGUGAAAUUUAAAGCACAAAUAGGCCUUUUGCUAUUUGGGCAGAUAAAAUAUGUACAAUGCAAGAUAUAUAAAAUGUGAGUAUACACAAUGCAUAUACAGUGUACAUUGAGAUCCAUAUUAUUUGUGUGUGUGUAUAUAUAUAUAUAGUGUAUUGAAUAAUGUAAUAAUAGUGUGUGUAUAUACUAUAUAUGUCCACAUACUAUGUCUAGUAUAUAGCUACUUGUGCUGUACAUAAAAUGUGUAUAUACAAUGAAUAUGUAGAAUAUGCAUAUAUAUUCUAUAUAUUAACAUUUAUGUGUAUGUAUGUAUUCUCUAGAGAGAGAUGGAUACAGAAAUGGAAUCUAUACAGAAAUACAGAUUAGAUCGUGGCUCUUAGAAUUUCAAAGUUCUGGUGAAAGAAAAAAAGGAGGAAUGACUACUACUAAUAAAUUUGUUUCAAGAUUACUUUUAUUGGCAUGAAAAACUGUGUUCAUUAGUUGUGCCAAGUGUGAGAGAGAAACCUGGCAGAGAGUAGGUAUCAUCUGCACUGGAUGUGAUUUCACAUUCUUUUGAGUUUUUCAAGUGUCUUUUUGAAAUGUAGACUUAAUUUCUGAUCUUCUUGCAUGUGUGGGUCAUGUGAUGUCAACUUUUUCUCAGGCUGAGGCAAUGAUUUUUCUCCUACAUUUGCUUGUAUUUCACUUUUUUUUUUUUUUUGCCUUUUUAAAAUACUGUAUUUAAGGAGCUUCCCCCUCCCCCCCCCCCGCCAAACACACACACACAGAUCAAACAGGCACAUGCUAAGGUGGAAAACGUGUUUUUCUUGCCUCAUUCCAGUUAUAUGGGUUGCACAUAAUUGUCAUCUGGAUUUCAGUUCUGUUUUUCCUCCAUUUCCACCUAAGAUUUUACUUCAGGAGGAAUGACUAUCCAUUGCAUUCUUGGCUUUGAGGAAAGAAUGGAGGUGAUUCUACUUUCUUCUUGGAUAAAUUAUUAGACUCUGUAGUACGUUGAGCAAUCACAAAGAGUUUAGUAGGCUUUUAUAAGUGGCACAUGUGUAUUUUAUACAGAGUACCGUCACUGCUGGAAUGACUCAUGGAAAACCAUGAAUUGCAUACAGCACCGAGGCACAACAGUUAAAACAGGAAAGACAGAUAAUUUUUCACAUUGAACCUACGCAUGCAAACUUUGCAUGUAGGACAGAUAUUGAAUUACCCGCUUAUUCCUUUAUAGACCAGUAUGUUCGCAUUUGCCUCAAGUGGUUUCCCUGAGACAUAGUCAAAUGCUCUUGUUGUAAAACAUACCAGUCAUUCUGCAAUAAAAACAGAUGCUCAUAAAAGCAGUACUCCUAUAAUACUGCUGUAUGAAAUAUUUUUAUAUUGGCAAAUUUAUCCUUAUGAAAUCUCUGCCCUAUGAGGAUCAUCUGUCCUUACUGUAUUAUGUUUCAUGUAACGUGCUCGCAAAGUGUAGGAAAUUCCAAGCCGUGUCCGACUUUGUAACUUUUUUUUUUUAAAUUCCUGUCUGUUGUCAGAAAUUUUGUAGAAAUCAUUUUGUCAUCUUAUGCUGAAAGAUAAUGCACUUUUCUUGGAUUCUUCUUAUAAUCCUUUUGGGGUUACUAUUUCUUCUUUAGUGUUUCUCCAUUGAGAAGAGUAUUUAUUCUGUAGAACCAAGGCCCAAGGAAUUUUGGUCCAAGUAGAAUUGUUGCUUUUCCUCAUGUCAUAGUUUGGUUUCUGCCGCCUCCUGCGUUUUAUUCCUCCCUCUCAGGAAUUUCACUUCUGUUUAAUCCUAAUGUUGCAUAUGAACUCUGUUAAAGUGAAUUAUCUGUGCUAAUAAUGAUCUAGUUCAAAUAUCUUCCUACACCAGAGGAACAGCCAAGUUUUUGUUGUAUGUCAACCAUUGCAUCUCUCUGUAGACUCCACAACACCUUUUCUUAGAAAGGAAUUUUGCUUGGAGUAUGGUGGAAUCAUAGAAGAUUUAUUUUUAGAGUAAAUAUGUUAACUAUUAUUCAUUGACACAUUUGUUUGAUCAGUUGAUAUAAUGCUCUUUUUACUUGAAAGUUUUAUAAAUAAAGGCUAAUUUGUUAUAAAAUGGAA